AGGAGGAGAAAGAGGUGGAGGAGGAGGAGGAGGAGGAGGAAAAAAGCUGCUGCUGCUGCUGUAGCAGACAUGGAGGAGUUGAGCGCUGUAGGAGAGCAGGUUUUCGAUGCCGAGUGCAUUCUCAGUAAAAGACUACGAAAGGGAAAGUUGGAGUAUCUGGUGAAGUGGAGAGGAUGGUCGUCCAAGCACAAUAGCUGGGAGCCUCAGGAGAAUCUGCUGGACCCGAGACUGCUGGCUGCGUUUAAUAAGAGGGAGCAAGAAAGAGAGCUGCUGAUUCGGAAACGAGGAAAACGGCCACGUGGAAGACCUCGGAAAAUCAUGGAACCGGUUCAGCCAGUCUCGAAGUCAAGCAGCUCCUCAUCAUCUUCAUCUUCCUCUGAUUCGUCAUCAUCAUCAUCAUCUUCUUCAUCCUCCUCAUCCUCUUCAUCUGAGGAUGAUGAUGAUGACCAGGAUGACAAUGACAGAAAGGCAAAGCCAGGCCCUCGAGUGCGGGAGCUGCACCCUGUCCCGCAGAAGAAGGCUCAGAUCGUGCUGGCCAAACCGGAUCCUCCAAAGAAAAAGAAGCGAGGCAGGAAGCCUCUUGCUCCAGAGUUGAGGGCCUUGAAGCAGAAUCAGGCCAAAAAUGCACGCAAAGUCAUGAAGCCACCGCUAAAAGACUCUCUCUCAGACCUGCGUAGCAACAUUAAGAAACCACUGAUGCCUGCCAGUUUCACCUACACAGGCCUGAAUCGAGCAGCCAACAGGGAGACGAUAGCCGUGCAGAACCGAGGAUCUUUUAACGCCAAUGAAUCUCCAAAGAACACCCUGGGAUCCAUGCAGUCCCAAGGGAAACCUGUCACAGAGUUUAAGCUUUCUGUCUCAGACAUGGGUAAUGGGGGAGGCCUGGAUUUAAAAAACUCAUCCUCUAAGUCUCCAGGAGUGGCUUCUCUGAGUUUGCACAAUUCAAAACUUACCAACAGUACCAAUGGACAGGCAGCAGGGGGAGCUCCUAAUUGGAUGAAAAAACAGGAAACUCCAGCUUUGCAGCGACCAGUGAACAUAAAACCAUCUGUAUCCCCUCUCUCCUCAAUGAAAAUCCCCGGUACUCAGGUCUCCAGCUUGUCUGGUGUCAACAAAACACAACUGGGUGUCAGUGCCUCUCCAAAAGAUGUUACCAGCCUUAGGGAUUCUGGGAACAUAGUGAAAAAAGGUCCAGUGCAGGAAAAAAGUGCUCUGGCAGAAGGAGGGAUUAUGGGUCGUGCAGGAUCCCGUGAUAUCAGCACACCAGCAGGGGUAGAAAAAGUGAAAAUGGAGGAUCCAUUGGACAGAUUGGGGAAAGUGACCCCGGGAAGGCAGCGGAAAGUACCGACAUUUACUGGUUCUAAAGAUGGUGGCAAAAUGACAAAACCGCUAAGCGAGAUGAGCACGGGUGAGGAGGGAAGCAGCUCAGAAUCCGAGCAGGAGUUACCAUUCACUGGGAAAAGGCAGGAGUUGUCAUUGGAAGUGCAGUCGGAGUGCAAGGACUGGAGGCCAACACGAAGCCUCAUCGAACAUGUUUUCGUUACCGAUGUCACUGCUAAUCUCGUCACUGUAACUGUGAAAGAAUCUCCCACUAGCGUGGGUUUCUUUAGCAUCCGGAAUUACUAAGAGAAUUGGAGAAAAGAUAGUUUAUGUAUCUAUUGAUAUCGGGUAUCUUAGCAAAGUUUCGUAGAUCACAGUUUCUUGUUACAACCACCGAGUCCGUUCUGGAAGCUGCUUCUUCAAGAAGAAGAGGAUACCUGAGACAGGGCUAUGAAGGAGUGAAGAAAGCAUGUAAACCAGUUGGUGCUUUGAAGUGACUCAGUUUUCAACAUUUGAGGUUUUUUAUUCCUACUUAAAGUUGAACUCCGAUUCAGGUGCUUAGCCAUUUGGUGCUUUUUUUCAUUAAACAACCACAGUGUCUUAUAGUAAGACUGGAAAUUCUGGAAACUUCUGGAAGCCUGGAAAAUGAUAAAACCUGAGACUUGGCUUUUACACUAGGACUGAACCAUUUGGUGCUCGGCGGUUAGGAAACAUUUUCUGGAUUUUAAAUUCGGAGCUUCUGGUUUUCAAUUUUUUUGUUGUUGUUGUUGAAUUUCCCUGAUUUAUCACUUAAGUCAGUGGUUCUUAAAGUGGAGUCUGGGAGCCCCCUUGGGCCCGUGAAGCAUACCCACAAUUUAGUUUUUUCACAAUUUGUUAUUGUGGAGGAAUUCAUUAUUCACCCUCACUGAUGUUGUAAUAUGCAUCAUUGCAGUCUUGAAGGUUCAGGAAUAAAAAGCCCCAGUAAAUAUCCAGAGUAAUACUUUAGAUAAUUAAAUAACGAGUAUAAUAUUUUAAAUUGGUUUAUGUUCAUAAAAUUAAUCGGUAAUGUGAAGUUUAUUAUAAAAUUAAAGGGCUCCCUGGCUCCAUAAUGUUUGGGAACCACUGAUCAGUAAGAAUCCAUACUGGAAUAUAUGAUACUCAGACAGGGCAAGGGGCUUUUUACAUGCUAUGGUCAGUUAAUGGGGGGAAAAAAGUGGAAGAAAACAUGACCUACAGUUCUCAGUGUUUUCAGAAGUGUAAAACUACAAAAGGAAGAAAAUUUAUCCAAAGUUCUUCUUGUUUGUUUUUAUCUGAACCCUUCUGGUCUUUUUUAUAUUUUUAUUUUUAUUUAAAUGGCCAAUUUUUUUUAGAGAUGUGAACUUUUUUUGCCUUAUUAUAAUCAGCAGCGUAGAACACAUGGCCUUCUCUCUGAUAGAACACAUUUCCAUCUUUAUUUAUUAUUUCGUACUAUCUUUAUUAUUUUUUUAGAUCAUAUGCAAACAAAAAGGUUGUUUUGUUAAAAAAAAAUGCUGGCGACUCAUUUUAAAUCAAACCUUUUGAAUUAAACUUGGGCGUGAGCUUCAAUGUGGAUAUGUUAAA
Molecule: messenger RNA, 2898 nt
Organism: Ictalurus punctatus (channel catfish)
Lineage: Eukaryota; Metazoa; Chordata; Actinopteri; Siluriformes; Ictaluridae
Gene: cbx2
Product: chromobox homolog 2 (Drosophila Pc class)
Exons: 5
Coding region: 70-1626 (518 amino acids)
Biological process (GO): negative regulation of transcription by RNA polymerase II
Cellular component (GO): PRC1 complex; heterochromatin
Source: RefSeq, a predicted model, not a curated record